CUUUAGCUUAAUAUAAGAUAAUGGUAGAAUACAAUGUAUGAUAAUAGUUUGAAAUUUCUCAUUACCAUAAGUUACGGUUGGUACAUGGUAAUGCCACCCCUCACAUAUACCCAAAAAAUUGAAAAUAAAAUUUAAAAAAUUAAAUAAGUUAGUCAAAUUUCCGCGGUAAAAGUUGCAAGAAUAGAGCUUAAACAUCUGAUCUAAAACAAACUCCCUCAUAGAAAAAGUCAAGAAUGUUAGCUAUACUUGAGCUCUUCACAACACCAAACUUUCACACACACACACACACUUCACUUAACAAAAACACACUCCCAUUAAUCAAAUCUUGAAAAACUAAACCUCAUUCCUCACUCCACAAACCCCCCCAAAAAAGAGUACAAACAAAAUUACUCAAUGAAGAAAGAAAUGCACCACUCUCAUGCCUCAAAAACCUUGUUGUUAUCCACCACCUUCCUCCUCCUCCUCCUCAACACCGCCACCGCCGCCGACCAACCGCCACCCAUCUCCUCCCACAGACACCUCCUGUCCUACAACGGAGACCCCCUAGCAGCGGACCCCGUCCUCGACUUCGAAAACCCACGCCUAAAAAGCGCCUACAUCGCCCUCCAAGCAUGGAAAGAUUCCAUCCUCUCCGACCCCAACAACGUCACCGCCACCUGGACGGGCCCCGACGUGUGCAACUACACCGGAGUAUUCUGCUGGCAGGCCCCCGACAACCCGUGCGAACGCACAGUCGCCGGAAUCGACAUCAACGGCCGCGGCAUGGCCGGACACAUCCCCCACGAGGUGGGCCUCCUCUUCGACCUAACCCUAUUCCACGCCAGCUCUAACCGUUUCUGUGGGACCCUCCCACAAAGCUUCACAAACUUGAAGCUCCUAUUCGAGCUCGACCUAAGCAACAACCGCUUCGUCGGGAAGUUUCCGGAACCUAUCCUCCAAUUGGCCAGCCUCAAGUACCUCGAUAUCCGUUUCAACGAAUUCGAGGGUGAACUCCCCAGUCAACUCUUCGAGAGAAGCUUCGACGCUCUUUUUUUAAACGACAAUUCUUUCUCUUCGAAACUACCCGAAACUUUCGGAAAUUCGCCCGCUUCGGUUAUUGUUAUAGCGAAUAACAAACUCGAAGGGUGUGUUCCUCCAAGUCUGGGCAAUAUGGUCAAUUUAAACCAAUUGGUGCUAGCGAACAACCAAUUUUCGUCUUGUUUUCCAAGCGAAAUCGGGAAAUUGAAGAAUUUAACGGUUUUUGAUUUGAGCAAUAAUCAAAUUGUGGGCCCGUUGCCUAAUAGCAUCAGGGAUAUGGAGAGCUUGGAGCAGCUAGGCAUAGGGAAUAACAUGAUGUCGGAGAAUAUCCCGGCGAGUAUAUGCCAACUCCCUAAACUGGCGGGGUUCGGGUUCGGUGGCAACUACUUCUCCGAGGAGUCUCCGGUGUGUCUGAACUUGCUGAAAUUUGACGAUAAAAAGAAUUGCUUUAGAGGGAGGCCGGAGCAAAGAACCACUUUGGAGUGUCAAAGGUUCUUGGCUCGAAAGAUUAACUGCAGCAGUUUCGGUUGUCCGGCCUUUUCACCCCCAACCGCACCCCCCUCUGUUUCGUCACCCCCACCGGGGAGUCCUUAUCCGCUGCCUGCACCUCCACCGUCAAACCCUACACCACCACCGUGCGCGUGCGUACAGCCACCUCCAACAAAUUAAAUGCAAGUUCAGAAUUUUCCGGAACAAAUUAAAUGCUGCCACGCACCGGUUCUUCGGCUCCUUUUUUUUCCCCCUGCUUGACAAGUGAAAUAUGGCAGAUUUUAUUUAAGAUGGUUGAAAUGAAAAAAAGGUCACUCAAUGUAAGAAAGGGAAUCUUCCGAACUUUGUUAUGAAUAAAAAAUUCUAUGUUUUUGCCUGCAAAAUGAAUCAUAUUUCAGGGUCGUUAUCAUCUUUUAUAUGUGUAGCAUCACUUUAUAUGUUCUAGCAAAUGCUUAUAUGCCUCACUUAAUAUGCCAACUUAUUCAACAUGAGUCAAAUUAAUGGAUGCUAGUAUCUGCUAGAGUAUCAAAAU
Molecule: messenger RNA, 2038 nt
Organism: Erythranthe guttata (spotted monkey flower)
Lineage: Eukaryota; Viridiplantae; Streptophyta; Magnoliopsida; Lamiales; Phrymaceae
Source: RefSeq, a predicted model, not a curated record